Molecule: messenger RNA, 405 nt
Organism: Phanerochaete carnosa HHB-10118-sp
Lineage: Eukaryota; Fungi; Basidiomycota; Agaricomycetes; Polyporales; Phanerochaetaceae
Exons: 1
Coding region: 1-405 (134 amino acids)
Source: RefSeq, a predicted model, not a curated record
AUGACCGCACCGCCUCCUGGCCUCACGGGUCACAUCAAGGUGGACGUCGGCGAUCUCAAACGUCGUUCCUGUACCACGGAACUCGACCGGAUUGCCGGUCUUGCAUAUCUGCUGGGCUGUGGAACACUGCCGACGUACAACGAGCAAACCUCAGUGGAGUCCGCAUGGCAACUGCUGCUCAAGCACAUUCCCGACAGCGUACGCACGUUCAUCUUCUUCCACUUUGCGCUCGCCACGCCAUUCACCCUUUGGGUUUCGUGGGCUCGAUUCAUGGCUGGAAAUCUCAAAAUGGCCAGCGAGCCCUUUGAACAUCGUAAACCCAACGACGUGGACAUGCUGCGGCUCCUAGACGAAUCGCAGCUCUAUUCAGACAACUUCCAUCCGCGUUAUUACCACGAGGGAUAA